Messenger RNA from Neolamprologus brichardi, 1451 nucleotides. RefSeq names its product 2-epi-5-epi-valiolone synthase (gene eevs). Gene Ontology annotation, biological process: antibiotic biosynthetic process. The record is from RefSeq and is a predicted model, not a curated record. Gene Ontology annotation, molecular function: 3-dehydroquinate synthase activity. NCBI's taxonomy places the organism in Eukaryota, Metazoa, Chordata, Actinopteri, Cichliformes, Cichlidae.
UGUCACUUGCUUUGUUCACACCUGUAACUUACUGCCUACAAGAAUGGGAAAAGUUCAACAAGAGGAAAAAGAUGCCAAAGAAAAGACAACUGAGUUUAGUUUAGUACGGGUCAAAAGUACAUGGAAGUGCCAACUGGGAAAAAAGAUCAAUAAGGACAGAGUGGACAGUGUCUCGGCUGCAAAAAUCUGUGAAAGUGUCACAGAGAAGGGUACAACCUGGACAGUUAUCAGUCCCAUUGUCUUUACUUACAAGGUAACUGAAACUCAGGGCUUGCUGGACCCAGGCAACGACACCCUCCUUCUGGGCCACAUCAAUGACCCUCAGCAGCUAGAGGACAUUAAAAAAUCAAACAAGCCAAUCAGACGCUUUGUGGUGGUUGACCAGGCAGUCUUUCAAAUCUAUGGCUCCAAGCUAACUGAAUACUUAGAGGCCAACAAUGUCUCUUACAAGAUCUUGGCUCUACCCACCACUGAGGAGAACAAAUCUAUGGAGACGGCCCUGAAGAUCUUAGAUGAGGUCAACAACUUCUCUCUUGACCGACGAACAGAGCCCAUCAUUGCCAUUGGUGGAGGCGUGUGCCUUGACAUAGUGGGCUUUGCUGCCUCGCUCUACAGGAGGCGCACUCCUUACAUCAGAGUCCCAACCACACUGCUCUCCUACAUCGAUGCCAGCGUAGGGGCAAAGACAGGGGUUAACUUUGCAAACUGCAAGAAUAAGCUGGGUGCCUACAUUCCACCUGCUGCCACCUUCCUUGAUCUAUCAUUCAUACAGACUGUUUCCCGACGACAUAUCUCCAAUGGGCUGGCAGAGAUUUUAAAGAUGGCUAUGAUGAAGCACAGCGGCCUCUUCGAACUUCUCGAGAAACACGGCUCUAUGCUAUUGGACACUAAAUUCCAAAUUGAUAACAGUGUAUAUGGGUGCAGCACCCUAAAGGCUGCAUCACAGGCAACUCGCAUAGCUAUUAUGACUAUGUUGGAGGAGCUUGCCCCAAACCUUUGGGAGGAUGACCUCGACAGACUUGUGGACUUUGGCCAUCUUAUCAGUCCAGCAUUAGAGAUGAAAGUUCUCCCGUCUCUGCUUCACGGUGAGGCAGUGAACAUAGAUAUGUCCUAUAUGGUUUAUGUGUCCAAAGAGAGUGGUCUAUUGACAGAAGAGGAGAAGCAGAGGAUCAUCAGCUGCAUGGUGAGCCUGGAGCUUCCUGUCUGGCAUCAAGAGUUUACUAUGGAGCUCAUACAGAAUUCUCUGCAGGACAGGCUGAAACAUUCUGGCGGCCUGGUCAGAAUGCCUCUCCCUGUUGGUCUCGGGGAAGCAGAAAUUUUUAAUAACACAUCAUAUGAGAUCCUGCACAGAGCUUACGAAAAAUGGUGCGAGGAACUGAGCGCCGCUUCUGAGAGCAACUGUGACCCUUAAUAGUGUCAUCCUACAACCCCCUCAAUACUGUUUUUUUUUU